Molecule: messenger RNA, 1154 nt
Organism: Rotaria sordida
Lineage: Eukaryota; Metazoa; Rotifera; Eurotatoria; Philodinida; Philodinidae
Source: the annotation of a GenBank genome assembly
UUUUUUUGUUUUUGAAUUAAAUUAAUUAAUUUAGAAGUGAAAUUGAAGAAUUACAAAGAAAAUUAUUAUCAACACAUGAACGUUAUCAUGAUGCAAUUAAAUCAAAUACACAUGCUAUAUCAACAAUACGUGAAUUUCGUGUUAAUGAUCGUUUUGAAUUAAAUCGUGAUGAUGCAACAUAUAAUUUAACAAUUGAAAGUGAAAUACCAAUAGAUAAUGUUCUUUUACAAUGCGAUGUUAUUUUGGAUAUACUUGAUGUUGAAAAAAAUUCUGCUGUUAUGAGUUUUAGUGAUUGUGAUCCAAAAGAUAACAAUGCAGUACUUGUUACUUAUCGUUGUCAAGUAAAUACAACACGUUUAGAAAUGCAUGUACGAACAAUAGAAGGUCAUUAUGGAACAUUACAAUUAUAUAUAACAUCAAAAAUUCAACCACGAUGUUCAAUGCUUCGACGACAUAUAAUUAAACCAUUAUCGUUACAUCAAAGAAGUACAAUAUCAAUUGAUCCGAAUAAACGAAUGAAUACAAUGAAAAUAACUGGUUCAUUUAGUUAUGCAGAAAUUCAUUCAUGGAUACAAUUUUGUCUUGCUGAUGUUCCUGAACGACCACCAGUUGAUAAAGAAAAUCGAUUAACUUAUACAAAUAUAUUUUUACAAACACAACUUGAAUGUAUAUACAGGCAAGACGAAGCUAUUUUUCGAUCAGAAAAUGUUUCAACUAUAUCAAUACUCAAAGAUGUAAUGAGUAAAAAAGCUACUGAGAAGAAAAUAACUUUAAAUAUCACUUAUGAAUUAAGUAAUGAAACAAUAGCAUCAACACUUAGUCAAAUGUUGCCGAUGAUUGCACAUUAUAAAACCUUAACAGAUAAAUAUAAUUUAAUUGAACCAUUAAAAGAAUUACUUAUGGAUGGUUCAUCUGAUGAUGUUUUAACACCUGAACAUAGACAUAUACUUAAUAAUGCUGAUUCUAUACGUGAACAAUAUAAGCAGACACCAGUUCAUCUUAAUCGUUUGUGUAGUAUGGUUGCUGAUUUAUUUAUUGACAAACAUAAAUUUGAAGGCAUAAAUGUUAAAGCAAAAAUUCCAGCUCUGUUCGAUAAACUCAAUACAUCAUUUUCUCAACCACAAGUUUUCAUUGACUUUUUUAAUUCAUUAUAA